UUCCGAGAAAAGCUGAUUUGGUCGAGCGUGUGCUCAGUUCUUAGUGAAAAAUACAUGGAUAUCAAAACGUUGCUUCACAAUCUUCGCGAGGAAGUUUCGUGCCCAGUGUGUACUAACGUCUACACAGAUCCAAAGCACCUUCCAUGUCUGCACACGUUUUGCCUGCAGUGUUUAAAACACUGGCACACAACAAGCCAUGGCCGAGACACAAUCAGAUGCCCGAAGUGUCAAGCUAUUAGUAGAGUGCCUGAAAGUGGCGAUUUGAAAGAUCUUCCCACCAGCUUUUAUCUGAACGGCUUGAUUGACGUGCUAGCAAUUAAAGAGUGCAAAACCAGCCAAGUGCGAUGUGGAAAUUGUGACAAGAAAAGCGCCGAGAGUUCCUAUUGUUUUCAUUGUUGCGUGUUUUGGUGUGACGAGUGCAUCAUUGGACACAAUAUCAUUCGCAGCAAUAAAGAUCAUCGUGUUCUGGCGCUCAAAGACUUUCAAGACAAGGACUAUGAAGAUGUGAUGAAACGACCUGCUUUCUGUCCUAAGGAAGAUCAUAACAAAGAACAGCUUAAGUAUUUUUGCAAAGACUGUGAAAUGCCACUUUGCCAAAUUUGUGUCACAUUGGAUCAUGGAGGUCAUAAUAUGAAGUUAAUCAAAGAAGAAGCGGAGACACAAAAGACUGAAAUGAAGUCUUUUAUUGAAAAACAGCGACACAAUUUACGAGCAAAGAUGAAUGCCGUGAGCCGACUUGAUGGAGAAUGGGCCACACUGAUACAACAAGGCGAAGAUGUGAAGAGAGAGAUUCAAACAUUUGUUGACAAUUUAAUUGCAGUCAUUGAAGCAAACAAGAAAAACAUAUUCGCAGACGUGGAAAAAGAAACAAACAAGUCGAUUGAAAGCAUAAUAAGGCGAAAGACCGAGAUCGAGCGUCAAAUGACGGCCAUAAAAUCAUCUCUGGAGAAGGCUGAGAAACUUUUCACCCGAAGUACAAACGCUGAAAUCGUUCAACUGAAGAAAUCAUCAGACACCAUCUUUGAAGGAGUUCAUCAAAUCGAGCCAACUGACUGUGACCCCGAACUUGUUGCUCAUUUUGUCUUCGUGGAAAAUUAUAAGUUGUUCAACACUGUCAAAACCGAACAAAUUGGAACUUUGAAAAAACCAACAAAAGCAAGUCAUUGUGAUAUUGAAGGCAAAGGACUGGAGGAAGGAAUUGCUCUCCGUGAAGCUCACUUUACCUUGACAACAAAGGACACCGAAGGAAGACAGUGUUACAAUGAACGUGACCAUGUAACGGUGGAGAUCAGGGACGAACAAGGACGAGAAUGCACGUCAGAAAUACAAAUAAAUGACUGUAAAGAUGGACUCUAUCAAGUCAGUUAUUGUCCCAGACAUCCAGUAAAAUGUCAAGUGACUGUAAAGGUAAACGGAGAACAUGUCCGUGACAGUCCUUUUGCUGUGCAGGUAACACCAUUUCAGUUUAAACCUGUACUUUCCUUCGGGAAAGAGGGCUCCUCUGAGGGAAUGUUUAUGUUUCCUUGGAGGGUAGCAGUAAAUGCUAAGGAUAAGAUAGCUGUUACUGAUUAUGGCAACCACAGAGUCCAAAUUUUUAACAGUGAAGGAAAUUACUUAAGAUUGCUCGGUCGGUCUGCUACCAAAGAGGGAGAAUUUAAUUUUCCUUUCGGAAUAACAUAUCAUAAUAAUGGGAACAUUUUCGUGGCAGACAAUGGGAACUGUAGAAUCCAGAUUUUCAAAGGGAAGGGUGAGUACGUGGGAUCCUUUGGUGGGAGAGGAAGCCUUGAUAGUCAGCUCAUUAGUCCCUGUGGUUUAUCGGUAGACAGUGAUGGGAAUAUCAUUGUCGCUGAUUCAGGUAACAGGCUGAUUAAGAUAUUUUCUCCUGAUGGCAAUUUUCUAACGAAGAUAGGAGAGCAGGGCUCUUUGACUGAUCCUGUCCAGUGUAUUCAAUAUGAAAGAUAUCUCAUAGUGUCAGACUAUCGUGAACACUGUAUCAAAGUUUUUGACAAGAAAGGAAACUUUCAGUACAAGUUUGGAAAGAAGGGUGGAGGGGACGGGGAGUUAAAUAGUCCCAAUGGUUUGUUGGUGAACAAAUCAGGUCACUUGAUGGUCUGUGACGAAAAUAACCACAGAAUACAAGUAUUUGAGCUGAAUGGAAAGUUUCUCGGCAAGUUUGGAAUAAAGGGUGGCAAUUUAGGAGAGUUCAAUAAUCCAGGCUCUUUAGCAGUUCUCAGCAAUGGCCAAAUUGUUGUUUGUGACACUUUGAACCAUCGUAUACAGAUACUGGAAUAACUUGUUCACAUUAUUUUGUACUAUUGCGCCCAAUCAAAAUCAAUUAAUUAAUUUUGAGUUCAACCAUCGAAUGUAAAACAUUGGAGAUUCUACUUAUUCUCUGAAUGACCUUCUUUGUUAUUCUAAACCUUAACAACAGUAAUUAUUCAGAGAGUAACUAGGUUUAGCCAAGAUAAGACUAGUUAUGAAUUACUGGGAUGGAAGUGGGCUUAAAAUAUUAAAAUUCGUUUUCUUUUA
This is a messenger RNA of Pocillopora verrucosa, 2529 nucleotides long. RefSeq names its product E3 ubiquitin-protein ligase TRIM71-like. Gene Ontology annotation, molecular function: zinc ion binding; ubiquitin protein ligase activity; protein binding. The record is from RefSeq and is a predicted model, not a curated record. Gene Ontology annotation, biological process: protein polyubiquitination; proteasome-mediated ubiquitin-dependent protein catabolic process. NCBI's taxonomy places the organism in Eukaryota, Metazoa, Cnidaria, Anthozoa, Scleractinia, Pocilloporidae.